Melanotaenia boesemani (Boeseman's rainbowfish) is the source of this 6042-nucleotide messenger RNA. RefSeq names its product CUE domain-containing protein 1-like. The transcript has 11 exons. Bases 528 to 1727 code for a protein of 399 amino acids. Gene Ontology annotation, molecular function: ubiquitin binding. NCBI's taxonomy places the organism in Eukaryota, Metazoa, Chordata, Actinopteri, Atheriniformes, Melanotaeniidae. The record is from RefSeq and is a predicted model, not a curated record.
UUUUUAUUUUUGUUCUUAUUAUUGUACAAUGUUAUUCUUCUAAAUAAAGCCUUUAAAAAGAUAAACAAAGGGACCUUUAGCCUGACAUAUGGAGAAAAAAAGCAGCAUCCAGAAGAUGGCAGUGAUGUUUCCUCUACAACGCAAACCCCCGUGAAACCUGGAAGAAGAGAGGAAAAAGAAGCAGGAGCAGAAGAAGAAGAAGGAAAAAAGAAGAAGAAUUAAAGGUGAUGCCUGUGGUGUAGCUAUGCAAGUUUCCUCAAACCUGCACCUGAUUAUUCUCCUUCCUCAUUACUCUGCAAGGCCACCAAUACCAGAUGAAGCUUGGUAACAAGUACUGAUGGGGAAAAAACUCAAGUUUUUCUCAACUCCCGCCAAGCGACUGCCAUGCUCAUGCUAAAAUCAGAAACAGGUAAGGGAGUUUGGAAAAGCACAUAAGACUGAACAGGCCCAGUGCUUGUGUUGGUGAUAGAAAAGAGAAGCCAUCCUAUCAGUAGGUUGGCAGCACCUGUGGCUGACACGUCCAGAGGAUGACUAGCCUGUUCAGGCGCAGCAACAGCAAUGGAGGCUCUCGAAGUAAUGGAAGUGGAGGUGGGGGCAGCAGCACCCAGGGGCAGCUCAACAACAGCAGACCCAACCGGCAGGUCAGGCGCCUUGAGUUCAAUCAGGCCAUGGAAGACUUCAAGACCAUGUUCCCCUCCAUGGACUAUGAGGUGAUUGAGUGUGUGCUGCGCUCCAACAAUGGAGCUGUGGACACCACCAUCGACCAGCUGCUCCAGAUGAGCAUUGAGGGACAAGGCUCAGAUGACAGCUCAGACUCGGAUGACAGCAUCCCUGCAGAGAUUCUGGAGCGAACUCUGGAACCUGACAGCUCGGACGAAGAACCACCUCCAGUUUACUCGCCACCAACAUAUGACAUGCACAUUUAUGACAGGAAGUACCCAGAGGCCCCACCAACACCCCCACCACGAUUUGAAGCCCAUCCACCAGCAGGUCACCAGCAGGUCAGAAGCUACCGGAACUGGAACCCCCCUCUGCUUGGAAAUCUCCCAGAUGAUUUCCUGAGGAUCCUGCCACAGCAGUUAGACAGCAUCAAGACUUCACAGAGCAACCUGUCUCAGCCUUCAAUGUCCUCCUCGUCCUCGGUGUCCUCAAUAAGUCAGUGGACAGCUCAGUCUGGCUCUGGGUGUGGGGCUGCAGGGACUGCUGGAGGUCCUGGUUUGACAACAGGAGCUACAGAGCAAGACAGUAAACUGAAGCAGUAUCUGGAGGAUGAACGAAUUGCCCUCUUCCUGCAGAAUGAGGAGUUCAUGAGAGAGCUGCAGCGUAACCGGGAAUUCCUCAUCGCAUUAGAGAGAGAUCGCUUGAAGUAUGAAUCAAAGAAAUCAAAGUCCAACCAUUCAUCUAGCAUGGAGAAUUCCACAGGAGAACAAUACUCUGCAGCAUCAGCAGAGGCUGUUUCAGACGAUGCCUUGUUCAGAGACAAACUCAAACACAUGGGCAAAUCAACAAGAAAAAAGCUGUUUGAAAUUGCCAGAACGUUUUCUGAAAGGACAAAGAGAAAAAAGUCAAAAAGGAGGAUGCUCCUGAAGCAUCAUUCAUUGGGCACAGCCAAUUCUACGGUCAAUCUCCUUGAAGAAGUGGAGGGGAACAACUGUGAGGAAGAUGGUCAGCCCAGAAAAGCAAACACUCAGGAAGAGACUGAACAGCGCCAUGAGCCGGUUUCAUGAUUUUCCCAUACUGUACCAUAUCGGAGUUGCCAUGGCGACAGCAGCACGACACAUUGGUGGUGGCUUUGCAGCGCUUCCUGUCCCGACUUACUCACCCCGCCCUAAUCCAAACUCGCUGAUGUAAGGCUCAGCAAGGAGUGGAGACCUCCCCACCUUCCUUCCUGGGGGAGAGGAGCUGAACUGUUCCCAGCUCUGAGCCGUCUGUAAAAUCAUUUUCUCUGUAUUAUAACACUUAGUUGAUUAUAUGAUUUUAAAUGUAAAUGAAAUGCAUUAGUCCUUACAAUACUUAACACCUUCCUUUAAUCCACUAAGCGGAACACUAGUGUUGUGAUGAUCUUUCCAUGAGAUCUUUAUUACUUUUCCUUUCUUGUUCAGUAACAGUCGCUUUCUGACUCGGGUCCCUCAGGCCAGACGAUUCGAGUCCAAAGUGUGAACAUGCUCUAUAGGAAUUCUCUACACUAAAUCCCAUAGAUUUUUUCUUCUAAAUGAUGCUUUCUAAAUCAGAUUGCAGUAUUUUUUCUGUUAUUGAACGUCACAUGGGUUGUUGAGUGAAUUUCUUAAAUGUCUGAAUAUUAUGGCCAUUAAAACUUCUGGCUACUCAAAUGUCAACACUUCUCCAUGGCCUGAAGAGUCUGGUCACAUUUAAAGGUCUGUGCUCCUGGAAAGUGUGAAUGUUGCAGCAGAUUUUUUUUCCUAUUAGCUGUGCUAAAAGUAAGUAUUGCAAAGGAAAGAUUUCUCAUUUAAUAUUGAAGCAGGGUGACAUGAUGAUGAGGAAGUAGGGGUAUCAUGCAGAGGAUAACAUGAACUUGCUCAUUUUCAAAGGGCUAACAGUGAAUCUGGAUAAACUUAAAAGGAACCUGUGUCCAAAGGCUAAGUGCAUCCACCUGGUCUGAAUGGCCACACCCUUAAGGUGAGGUAAAAAGGACAGAUGAUUUCUUUAUUUGUGCACAUUUUCAAAGACAUUUUUUACUGCUUUCAAAGUGUUGGACUCAGUUGCUCAUUUAAAGAGUGGCGGAGGAAGAUGUGGAAAGAAUGAAAAGAAAGGUAAGUUAGUUUCUACUUAUCACGUCUUAUCGCUUCAGUAGCUAAUGUCAACAAAAAUAACAGAUUUGAUGAUAACAUGAGCUUGAAGCCUGGUUGGGCUGGUAGCAAACUUGAUGAGUAGCAGAGAGUAAGAUCAGGAAGUGUUGGCAUGUUUGAAGACCAGUGAUGACGGCAGAAAAAAGGUGCAACUUUACGAAGUUUCGUAAAAUGAUCUCGAAGUUUCUUUCAAGGUGCAGUGUGUAACAAAAGCAUAUCUUUUAAACUGUGUUUCUAUUGGUAUCUAAUCACUUCAUCAAAAUAGUUGUUUUUUAUUUUUUUAGAAUGCCCCAUUUAUAUCUACUUGCUGUGGGUCCACAUAUGUGGCAGCUGCCAUAUUUGUGCCACCAUUUAUACUACGGUGUCUCUGAAUGGACAAACAAGUCUGUGUGUGAAGUGAGAACCUCUGAGCUUUCAAACUUCAGUAGCAGUUUGUUUGACGGGUGCCAGAGCCGUUUGGGUUAAGCAACUCCUUUAGGGCUCAUAGAUGAAGACCGUACACAUGUAGUGUAGCCUGAAUUUUGGCCACUGACGGCCACCGUCCAUUUCUAACUGCUUGGCAUUUGAGGUCAUUUCUAUGCCCUUCUUAACUUCUAGAUGUCAGUAAUUCUUACACACUGUACCUUUAAGUAACCGGCAUGAUAAGUGCUGGUUAAAUUCUCCAAAUCGUCUUUAGUUUAAUUUAAUUUUCUAUAGCUUUAUAUACCCUAGAUAAAACAAGGACAGAUGGGUGAGUGUGAGCAUCUAGUGACUUCAUGUUUCCCUUUUGUGGCUUUUUCUUAAAGUUUGUAAAAAAAAAAAGAAACAAACAAAAAAAAGAUCCUUAGUAAUGAAUAUUUUGAACUGUAUCUUUUAAUAAUGAUCCUUCUGAUAAAGUUUAUGUGACAGGAUUGUAAAAACACACCAGGUGAAGCACCUGCUGUAAUUUUUAGCGGAAUAUUUGUAGUUUCACAUCAAAGCUAUCGUCUUCGACCUCAUUAUGUUUUCCAACGAAGUCCAGGAAAGUGCUAACGAAGACAUAGACCUUACACGAGGAAACAACUUCCCUUUGGUUGGUCAAAAGAAAGCUGAGGACACAGUCCUCUUCCUUGGACUCCUAAGUUUACCCUACAUAGUGUAGCAAGAAAUUUAAUCCUUAAAAAGAUAAAAAAGCUCCAAUCUUUCAAGGUUGGGACAGUGUUUUUAUGCCUUUUAGACCUGUGUUUGGGGUUUUCCCCGUAAAUAUCACUCACAUCACUCUGCCGUUUCAGUAAGCAGCUCAUGUCUUCAUCAUCUCGUUGUCUUGUUAGGAAGACUUGAGAAUUAACGGUUGUGACGUCCACAUAAAUAACAAGAUGCUAUUAAUGUGGCUGGUGGACAAAAACAAGGCACUAAAGCUUGUGAGAUUUGUAUCCUCUUUUUACUGUUUGUUUUUUAUGUAUGUGAAUUAGCAUAGAAGUAAAGAAUGAUGUAGCAGGAAGGCAUUAUUAUAAAACAUGGCUGUGUUACAAUAUGGCAAAGUUUACAGUGCAAUGCUUCAAAUAAACGUCCUGAUUUGAAGCAGUGCAGUUAGAAUCAGCUGGUUUUGUAAUUUUGUGCAUUAAGAGGUUCAGAAAAGCUUCCCAGAUGAACCUCUCGGGGGAUUUGUACUUCAUUUAAAUGUGAUUGCAUUGAUGCCAUUUGUUUCUGUGCGAUGUUGGACUGACACUAACCUCAAAUAAGGAAUAUAAAGAAACCACUGCAGUGUUAAAUGCAUGCCCAGACCAGUAACUGUGUAUGCAUACAUUUUAAAGCUCAAUUUGUCAGCCAUCGCUGAUGGAAAGCAAAAUGUUUCAAGAGCUGUUUCUCUGGAAAUGGUAUAAAUCAUUUUAGUUUAAUCACAAUACGGCAAAUCAAUUCAAUAGACAAAGCUUGAAAUGGACAAACCUAUUACGUAUGUAAGGAAGCAUAAAGGGGCGUUUAGAGUCAUUUUAGAACUUGGUAAUAACAACCAAACCAGGUCAGACAGCUACAAUGUCGAUGUUUCCAGUUUGAAUGGAUGCUGUCCAGUCAUGGACUGUUGGAUUGAUGUGUCGAUGUAAAUACCAGUUUAGCAGCAAAGGAUUUCAUGAAAACAAUGAACUAAUAAGCAGCUUGGACAUCAGCUAGCAAGAGGGAAUAAUUAACAUAGAUUCAGCUAUAAAAAAAAAAACCCACUCCAAAACAAUACUAAGACCUGAAUGCUGCAUCCAUCCAGUAAGGCUGUCACCAGCUGACCGAAGCAGACAUUAAUACAGUUUUCCUCAGUGGACGCAAACUGGUAGAACUCUGGUGUUUUCUUUCAGUCACGUAGUCCUAGUGAAGAUUUUUUACGGUAUUGAUGCAGAGAGAAAGCGGGAUUCGUGGGUUGCUUUAAAGAACUCUAUCAUUUAUUUUCCCUCAGCUUAUUUGGACAUUAAAAUUAAAAGGGAAGUUCUUCAAGCUUAUUUUCUAUGUCCAAUGACUCUUCAGAGGAGACUUCAAUUUUCUCAUUUAGUGUUAAGCAAGGACAAGGGUCCCAAAUUUCAAUACGUUUAAUGAUUUUACUUAAAGAGAAAAUCCAGUCAGUUAUUUAGUCUUUCUUCAUAAAAUCACAUCAAUAUCCCUGGUUUAAACUAUGAAUUAUGUUUAAUCCUUUCAGAAAUCUCUCAGGGAAUCCUUCAACACUUAGUUCUUCCAUUUAGAUGUUGUUGUUUGUUUUUUUUUGGACACAUUGUCCAAGCACAAAUUGUCCACAAAACAUCAGACAGGUUUGUUGACUCAGCUUGAAGCAACGUCAGGAUUAUUUAACAAUCAGAGUGACUGAUGGUGAUGGAAACCAGUAAAUGUAAAGAAUUAAAAAGCAAAAAUGAGUUAGUUCAUAAAAUCUCUUUAAGUUUUUACUUCCAUUCUUACUUGCUAAGUCUUCCAGAAAGCAAAGCUCGUGCUGACGCUUGUUUAAUAGAUUUCCAUUGUUAAAGCAUCACUUAAGAAUCCAAUAAGCAAAACAGCAGCUCACUGCCAAACAGGUGGGGGCCACUCGGAUGGGAAAUUCCUGAUUUGAGGAAGCGAUCCAACAUUGUUAGUCUAAUGAUGUCAUGUCCAUUACAGCCAUACAUUAUUUAGUGGUAGUUAAAAGCAUUAGCCUGCUGUGGUCUUGUCUUUGUUUGUCACAGAAGUUGGGGAAAGAAUUAAAAUCUCAACCAUGUGGAUUAAAUGUACUGAACCUUGAUUUAUUAAACUUGCAUUUAAAUUCUGA